Dracunculus medinensis (Guinea worm) is the source of this 333-nucleotide messenger RNA. The record is from the annotation of a GenBank genome assembly. NCBI's taxonomy places the organism in Eukaryota, Metazoa, Nematoda, Chromadorea, Rhabditida, Dracunculidae.
AUGUUAAGUGGUCGUGACCGAGGACGACAACAAGAUAUUAAUGAAGCCUUCAAUCAGCUACGAGAAAUCAUUCCGUGUUAUCCAGUUAAUAGGAAAAUGAGCAAACAGGAAAUUCUUCGUGGUGCGAUUCGUUAUAUGAAAAUUUUGGAAUAUUUGCUUGAGUGUCGCCAUCGCUGGUUAGGGCAUGUUUUCCGUCGUAAGUCACAAGAGUUGACGUAUAUUUCGUUACUUGCUAAACCAUGUGAUGCGAUGGCGUUGGACCGAGCAGCUUGGAGAUGUAUUACUCUUGUAGCCAGCGGAGCCAGCCUAGCCAGUAAAGAUAAGAGCUGUUAG